Adineta ricciae is the source of this 1329-nucleotide messenger RNA. NCBI's taxonomy places the organism in Eukaryota, Metazoa, Rotifera, Eurotatoria, Adinetida, Adinetidae. The record is from the annotation of a GenBank genome assembly.
AUGGAGCAGAACAACAACACAAUGUUGGGAACAACCUUUGUUCUUCUUACAUUUCUUUCUCUCGCUCAUUGUAUUCCUCUCAAUCAAAUCCAACAAGCGAGAUUGAUUGCAAAUGUUUCCAGAACACUCUUCAAUCAAUCUCAACAGGACUGUAUUUGUCAAAUGAUCAGCUCACUUCAAUCGAUCUCAGCACUGAACUAUUGCUCAUCAAAUCAAACAUGUCAAUUAUUUUCUUCAAAUUUAACUUUGAUUGAUCUGGAUUUAGAUGUGGGUUGGAUAGUCAUCUAUACGGAUCAAUCUUUGAUUGCAAAUAUGUUUCGAUGGACAUUCACUGGAAAUACGAGUAUUGCUCGAGCAUAUCAUACAGCGUCUACGUUAGCUAGUGGACAAGUAUUAGUAGCCGGCGGAUAUAGUGGUAAUGCUUAUAUUAAUAGUGCAGAAAUAUAUGACCCAUCGACAAGAACAUGGACGAAGACCAUGAACAUGAGUGCUGCACGGGAUUUGCAUACAGCAUCUGUUUUAUCCAAUGGAAAAGUAUUAGUAACUGGUGGUUUCAGCGGUAGUGUUUAUCUUAGGAGUGCAGAAUUAUACGAUCCAUCGACAGGAACAUGGGCAACAACAGGAAGUAUGAAUAUGAUUCGAUCGUCCCAUACAGCUUCUGUAUUAUCAAAUGGAGACGUACUAGUUGCUGGUGGCAUUUCUGGUAACGGUUAUCUCAACAGUGCCGAAGUAUAUGAUCCAUCAACUGGUAUGUGGACAAAUGUAAUGAAUAUGACUUUUGCCCGGGGGGCUCAUACAGCUUCGGUUUUACCAAAUGGAAUAGUACUAGUUGUUGGUGGAAAUAUCGGUGGUAGUUCAUCGAACAGUGCUGAGUUAUAUGAUCCGUCAACAGGAACAUGGACAUUGACAAAAAACAUGAACAGUCCUCGACUUUAUCACACAGCAUCUGUGCUGACCAAUGGACAAAUUUUAGUCACUGGUGGACGUACUACUGGUGGUUAUUCCAAUACUGCUGACAUAUAUAGUUUGGCAACAAAUACAUGGAUUCUCACAGGAAAUAUGAGUAAUACUCGAGGCCAUCAUGCAGCAGUGGUGUUAUCCAAUGGAAAUGUCUUAGUUACUGGUGGUACAGACACUAGUGUUAAUGCUAUGAAUAGUGUUGAACUAUACAAUUCAUCGACUGGCAGUUGGUCAACUACACAACCUAUGAAUUUUGCACGACGAUUUCAUACAGCAUCUUUAUUAUAUAAUAACACUGUUCUAGUCACUGAUGGAAUUUCAUCCGGAACAAUAUAUUUGAAUACUGCUGAACUCUAUGAUGCGAAAUAA